AUGUUGAUUCUAUACGGUGGGGCGAAAGCUUCCCCGGUCCAAGUCCCUUCCCUUACGCUGUUCGCCACAGGAACCCCAACCCAUGCCGUAACGCCACUUUGUAUCCGUACCACCAACAAGUUGAACGGCCGACGAUCCCGAUUUCCCUCUUCUCCGAACCAUUGCUUGCUUCCCUCCCACUCGAUGGUUUCAAGAAGAGCCGACGAUGCAUUCAUGGCUUUACUGAGGACCUACCACUCUCAGAGGUUCUGUCGCGUGGCGGUCCGCGGCGCCCGAGGCGGCGGCGGCAUCCUCCGGCCGGCGCACUUCUCGACGAGCUCAUUUGCUCGACACCAAGCAGUGCCGGACUUGAGCCCCGAUGCAGCGCCGAACCUCACGAAGGAAACACGAGUGCCGAAAGAUGUCGCAGUUAUCGGUGGCGGGAUCACGGGCCUGACAACAGCGCACUACCUAGCGAAGCUGCUUCCCGAGACGUCCAACAUCACCGUGUUCGAGGCGGCAGACCGGCUGGGCGGGUGGAUCGAUACGCAGGAGGUCGAAGUCGACGUGAAAGGUCAGAAGAACAUUGUGCGCUUCGAGCGCGGGCCGCGGACGCUGCGCGGUAUGGGGAAAGAUACGUGGAGGUUUGACGAUUUCGUCCUCUUUGACCUGUUGAGAGACCUCGGCAUGCACAGCGAGUAUCUUGGCAUUAAGUCCCCGCCGCGCUACAUCUUCUACCCGGACCACCUCGUCAACAUGCACCCGAAGAACGUCUUUAGCGAAGCCGCCUUCAAGGGCGUCAUCCCGGGCUUCUUGACUCUUUUCUGGCGUCGUGCCAAGGCCCGCCGCGAGCCUGUCCCGUCGGACAUGUCGGUCGCCGACUUUAUACGUUUCGCCACGGGCCGCCCCGAGUUAACAGACAACCUCGCUUCGGCCAUGAUCCACGGUAUCUGGGGUGGCGACGCCGACCGACUGAGCAUGCGCAGCUUCAUGCCCGGGCCGUGGUGGCGCUUCUUCCUGAAGGGAGAGCGUGACGACUGGGUCACUGUCCCGCGCAACGAGGAGAGCGUACUGGAGACAUUGGCUCAGGAUAAGGAGCUUCAGGGUUACGCGCGGGCUGCGCACAAGGAUCAGCUCGUGUUUUUUGAAAAUGGGUUGAGCAGCCUGCCGAACGCUCUUGAGAGGGGGCUGAGGCAGAAGAAGAACGUCACAUUCAAGUUGGGUGAGCCUGUGACGAACCUGGGCUACGACCGCAAGACCGCCCAAAUCUCGCUCUCGACAAAGAAUUCCGAAUUUCCGACAAAGUUCGACAAAGUCAUAUCUACGACAACUAGCAACACCCUCGCCGCCGUGUCCAACAACGCCCUCCCUUCCCUCGCAGACUCUCCCAACGUGUCUAUCAUGGCUGUGAACCUCUGGUACCCGCAGCCCGGUCUGAACGCAUCCCACCCUGGCGUCGGCUACCUGGUCCCGCGCGCCGUUGACACGAACCCGGAGGGCCUUCUCGGCGUCUUCUUUGACUCGGACGUCGUGCCACGCGCGCCUUCGGAGCCCGAAGGCACCAAGUUCUUCGUUCUCAUGGGCGGUCACUACUGGGACAAGCGCACCAACUACCCGACUGAGGAGGAGGGCGUCGAGAUGGCCAAGUCGGUCCUCGAGCGCCAUCUUGGCAUCCCCAAAUCCCAACCCGCCUUCGCUAUGGCAAGACUCGCAAAGGACUGUAUCCCGCAGCACCACGUCGGCCACGGCGACCGUAUGGGUCGCGCCGCCCAGGAGUUGUACACUGCCUACGGCGGAAAGCUCGCCGUUGCAGGCGGGUCGUACACCAGCAUCGGCGUCACGGGCGGCAUCCGCGCUGGCUACGACGUGGCUGUGCACAUUGCUCAGUCGGCACAGGCGCACGUCGGCGACACCGGUCUCGCUCAGUUCCAAAAAUGGCAGAUGGACCUGGUCCAGGUGCCGCGGGAGCGCUUGAAGUCCAUUGGGCGCGAUAUCGAGGAGAAGAUCGGUUGGAGGAACUACCUCCGCUAA
Molecule: messenger RNA, 2010 nt
Organism: Colletotrichum higginsianum IMI 349063
Lineage: Eukaryota; Fungi; Ascomycota; Sordariomycetes; Glomerellales; Glomerellaceae
Product: protoporphyrinogen oxidase
Exons: 3
Coding region: 1-2010 (669 amino acids)
Biological process (GO): heme biosynthetic process
Cellular component (GO): mitochondrial inner membrane
Molecular function (GO): protoporphyrinogen oxidase activity, oxygen as acceptor
Source: RefSeq, a predicted model, not a curated record